AUGGCCUCUAGUCCUCAUCAAACCCACAUCCCUCUUCCUCCUGACCCAGGUGAAAAUACCAUCACUCAUGAAGCUAACUUGUCUCCAGUUCCUAUUUAUAUUGUCACACAUGCGGGUCAGCUUCCAAGUGAAUUCUUGGAGCCAUCUCCUGAGAGGCAAUUGGUGAUUGGUUUUGACUGUGAGGGUGUUGAUCUUUGUCGUAAUGGAACUCUUUGUAUCAUGCAGCUGGCCUUUUCAGAUGCUAUAUAUUUGGUUGAUGCUAUUCAGGGUGGAGAGAUGCUUAUGAAAGCCUGCAAGCCUGCACUUGAGUCCAGUUACAUCACUAAAGUUAUUCAUGAUUGCAAACGAGAUAGUGAGGCACUGUACUUUCAAUUCGGGAUUAAGUUGCACAAUGUUGUGGAUACCCAGAUUGCUUAUUCUUUAAUUGAGGAGCAAGAAGGACGGACAAGAGUGCUAGCUGACUACAUAUCAUUUGUUGGCCUCCUUGCAGAUCCACGCUAUUGUGGUAUAUCUUAUGUCGAGAAGGAAGAAGUUCGUGUACUUCUGAGGCAGGACCCUAACUUCUGGACAUAUAGACCACUCUCUGAACUGAUGGUCCGUGCUGCUGCAGAUGAUGUCCGCUUUCUUCUUUAUAUUUAUCAUAAGAUGGUUGCGAAAUUGAAUCAACAAUCUUUAUGGUAUCUUGCUGUCCGUGGUGCAUUGUAUUGUCGAUGUUUCUGCCUAAAUGACAAUACUUUUGCAGAUUGGCCGUCUCUUCCUCCAAUCCCAGGUUUUCCGCUCUUUCCCCCAAAUAAGCAACAAUUAGUUCUUUGGUCAACACACGCGCAUGUGCAGGCACAACUUAGACAUGGUGCUGCGUCAUAG
Ilex paraguariensis (yerba mate) is the source of this 864-nucleotide messenger RNA. The record is from the annotation of a GenBank genome assembly. NCBI's taxonomy places the organism in Eukaryota, Viridiplantae, Streptophyta, Magnoliopsida, Aquifoliales, Aquifoliaceae.